UUACUCUCUCUGUAAUCUUUUGAAGUGAAAGCAAAGAAAACCAGGCCCAAGCCAACCCUGCAGGCCAUCAUCAAAUAUUCCCUCUUACCCCUUCCAAACACACCACUUUCUACAUCAAUAUGGAAACACCAAUGACUCCUUCUCCAAAACCAGCGAAAAACUACAGCUCCUCGGUUGACUCUUCUCGCCCAUUUCGAUCCGUCAGAGAAGCUGUUGCCAUCUUCGGCGAGCGAUUUCUCGUAGGAGAAAUAUACUCUCCAAAGCCUUAUUAUACUCCUCUAAGAGAAGAAACUAAUGCAUGGAGGUUCUUAUCACCAAGCCCCAGUUACAAAAGCCCCGAAGAAGAUCAUCAUGAAGUACAAAAUGAUCAGAUCUUUGGUACUCUUAAGAAACUCGAGGCUGAACUUGAGGAAACAAAGGCAGAACUGAAGUUGCUAAAGGAGAGAGAGUCCGAGACCGAAAUUGCACUGGCUUCAUUGAAUGCUGAGCUCCACAUGAAUUUGUCUAAGUUGGCUGAGGCAGAGGCAGCUGCGGCUAAAAAGGCGGCAGAGUCGACAAUAGCGGUGAGUUUUGAGAGGAAAAAGAUGGAAGAUCUUCUCAAGGAGGAAGAAAGGAGGAGAGAGUUGACGGUAAGAAUGGAGAAUUUUCCAACCUUGGCUCAGAUAUUGAAUCUUGGGGGAGAGCAAGGGUCCUUCCGAGGGAAGAAGGAGAGGAACGUAAUGAAAAAAAAGCCUAUUGUUCCUCUUGUGGGAGAUUUGUUUUUCAAGAAAAAAGGUUCUUCUAAUACUCUUAACAACCCUCUAUAUGCAUCCCCUGAAAUGUAUUUUAAUUGAGAAAUUUUGGAAAAACUUUCCAUUGAUGUCGUAGAAAAGUGUGUGCAUGCAUGCACUGUUGCAUGCAAGGUGAGUUAAAUUUCUGUAUAUGAUGCAUAUGUAAUGUGUUUUUUGUGCCCACGCUAUUAAAAAACUGGAGAAUUUCUCCAAUAUUGCCUGUUCA
Molecule: messenger RNA, 996 nt
Organism: Populus trichocarpa (black cottonwood)
Lineage: Eukaryota; Viridiplantae; Streptophyta; Magnoliopsida; Malpighiales; Salicaceae
Product: WEB family protein At1g75720
Exons: 1
Coding region: 120-833 (237 amino acids)
Source: RefSeq, a predicted model, not a curated record